Messenger RNA from Naumovozyma dairenensis CBS 421, 600 nucleotides. It is a transcript of the gene PAM17, whose product is annotated as Pam17p. Gene Ontology annotation, biological process: protein import into mitochondrial matrix. NCBI's taxonomy places the organism in Eukaryota, Fungi, Ascomycota, Saccharomycetes, Saccharomycetales, Saccharomycetaceae. The record is from RefSeq and is a predicted model, not a curated record. Gene Ontology annotation, cellular component: PAM complex, Tim23 associated import motor. The transcript has a single exon. Bases 1 to 600 code for a protein of 199 amino acids.
AUGUUCUCAUCUCCAGCUAAACUUACUGCAGGGACAAUUACAAGAUCUUUAACAUCUUUACCCUUAAGAAACUCUCUUAUGGGCUCUGUCUCCCAAAGAUUUAUGUCUACCAAGAAUAAUGACCCCAAAACUAAUGACAAUAAUCAAAACUUAACAUGGACAAAUUUCUUCCAAUUGAGAAAACAACAACGUCGGAUCAAUGUCGGAUCAUCCGCUUUCACUGCAUUCCUUGGGUGUAAUAUCUCAUGGGUGUAUCUUUCCACGAUGGAAAUAGAUCCUACUCAAAUGAUAUUUGGGUUUGAUCCAUUAGUGGUUAUUUCCGCAGGUUUAGUCGCAUCCGGUGCGUUAGGCUAUUUGUUUGGUCCAUUAUUUGGAUCUCAAUUGUUUAAAUUAACACAUAGAAAAUCCUUAAAUGAGUUCAAUUUGAAAAAUAAGGAAUUUUUAAAACAUAUCAUUGAAAAUAGAGUAGAUGCUUCUUCACAAAGUUUUAGUAAUCCUGUUCCAGACUAUUAUGGGGAGAGGGUCGGAUCUUUAAAGGAAUAUAGGCAAUGGUUAAGGGAUUGUCAUUCCUAUGCAAGAAAGGCCAAAGAGUUCCUUUGA